Messenger RNA from Arabis nemorensis, 1179 nucleotides. The record is from the annotation of a GenBank genome assembly. NCBI's taxonomy places the organism in Eukaryota, Viridiplantae, Streptophyta, Magnoliopsida, Brassicales, Brassicaceae.
AUGCGAAGAUCUGAUUUUUCCGGCGUUUUGCCGAUUGUUUUCUUGCUUAUAUCGUCAUCGGCGUAUCUAGCGGCGGGUCAAGGACAACCCGAUCAAAGAAAUGAAGUUUACAACUACGGCAAGCUAAGUCCAGCCAUGGCAGUGAUCGUCGUGAUCUUGAUCGCUGCCCUCUUCUUCAUGGGCUUCUUCUCCAUCUACUUCCGCCACUGCUCCGGCGUACCAGACGCCGGAGUUUCUCCAGCAGGAGGAGCAAGAAACAGAGGAACCGUAAACGCGGCGGCGCGUGGACUAGACGCAUCUGUGGUGGAGACUUUUCCGACGUUCGUGUACUCGGAGGUGAAAACGCAGAAGCUAGGGAAAGGAGAGCUGGAGUGUGCGAUUUGUCUGAACGAGUUCGAAGACGACGAAACGCUGCGUUUAUUACCCAAGUGCGAUCACGUGUUUCACCCUCACUGCAUCGGCGCGUGGCUCGAGGCUCACGUGACUUGUCCCGUUUGCAGAGCGAAUCUCGCCGAGCAAGUAGCUGAAGGAGAAUCUGUCGAACCGGGAGGUACCGAACCAGAUCUUGAGUUGGAGCAGGUUGUUGUGAAUCCAGAACCGGUGGUUGUUGCUCCGGUACCGGAACAACAAUCGGUUACGGCUGAAAUCGAUUCGAGGAGAUUACCGGGAGUACCGGUUGAUCUUAAACGGGUUAAGUUCUCGAGAUCGCAUACGACGGGACAUUCUGUGGUUCAACCGGGAGAAUCUACCGAACGGUUUACUCUCCGGUUACCGGAAGAUGUGAGGAAGAGGAUAAUGGCGAAUUGGAAAUUAAACCGGUCGAAUAGUCUUUUGGUUCUUCCUAGAGGAGGGAGUUCGAGGAGAGGUAAACCGAUUGACCGGUCAAGGGCUCGGUCUGAUCGAUGGCUGUUCCGUAAAACGCCUUCGUUUCUAUGGAGGAGUCGAGAUGAUGGUUCGAUUAGGCUAGGUGCUACCGGUAGCGUUCGAGCGAAUGCUGUACCAGGUGAUUCGGUACGAGCAGACCGGUGGGCUUUUCUUAGAACCGGAUCGUUUUUGUGGAGGAACUCUUCGGUACAUGUGCCAAAAGGAGGAGGAUUCAAUAAAGACGGCGAAGGAAGUUCGGUUAAAUCGACCGGUACAAGUGGUUCAACUAGCGGUUCGAUAAGAUUACCGGUUUAG